Molecule: messenger RNA, 2373 nt
Organism: Agrilus planipennis (emerald ash borer)
Lineage: Eukaryota; Metazoa; Arthropoda; Insecta; Coleoptera; Buprestidae
Gene: wgn
Product: tumor necrosis factor receptor superfamily member wengen
Exons: 4
Coding region: 581-1390 (269 amino acids)
Molecular function (GO): protein binding
Source: RefSeq, a predicted model, not a curated record
AUUGAUAAAGAAGAAUUGUUGAGAAAAUAAGCCGCCUCAAUAUCAAAAACCGCAAAUAAAUUAAAGGAGGAUGUUUCGAAAUUUUAAAGCAAUUAAUUUAUUGUGGAACGAGUGCUUUAUUUAACAUAUUUAUCAAGGGAGAGUAUGUUUUCACGGGAACCUCAAAGUUGUUGCGGGCUUAACUGUAAUAAAAAUUUAAUUGGUACCCAAACAUUUUCAAAUGAUAGAAGAAAACAAGAAAAAACGGAUUAUAAUUUUGUACUCGAAAUAAAAAAAUAUAUCGAAAAUUCUUCGUGGCACAAAUAGCAAUCGGCGUAUGCAGCGAGCAAAGCCGAGCAGUAUUUAAAUUUAACUGCAAGAAGUGAAGUUAUUCAGAAGCGCGUCGACAGUGUUCGAAGAAAAGUCUUGGUAACUGAUUAAUUAAAUUUAGUGUACGAGUUUAAACAUCCGCGACUGAUAAUACGCACUUUUUUCAACAUGUGUCAUUUGAACAGAAACUGUGUUAGCUUAAGCAUCGAGAACAAUCAUUUGUGGAAAGUACCCACCGUAUGAGUGGCGGAUAAUAUAAAACAAACUACAUAUGGGGAAUGUUAAGGGACUAAAGGUUAUGUUUUUCGGCUUAACGGUAUGUUUAUUCGUAGUGUUCCCGUGCUUGGCCCGUUCCCUGAUUUGUCCUCAAGGCAAACAGUUUUUGGACACGGAAAGACAAAGGUGCGCCAAUUGCACGAUCUGUGAUCACGCGAAGGGUUUAGUGGUGUUAAGACCAUGUGAAGUGCAUAGAGACACGAUAUGCGGUACGAUAAACGAGCUGACCCUCGACUGGAGCUUGUAUCCCGGCGCUCCCGAACAAACGCACCACAACCGUCACAAUCAUCAUCGGCACCAUCAUGAACAGAGAAUCCUUUGGAAUUUUGACGAUGACGAUCGGGCGGGAAAAACGGUCGAUACCAAAAAUAAGCGGAUCGAUGAGAAAGUGUCGUUCGAAACUGAUGUUGUUACUAGUACGGAGAUGGCGUUUUCUAGUGCAGAAACGUUAGUGUGGGACUGGCAGGCCAUAGCUCUCACCCUUGCAAUUUUUUCGUGCAUCUUGUUUUUUCUAGUAAUCGCCCUUUACUCGUUGCAUCAGGCAAAACAAUGGAGAAGACUUAAAGAAAACUUCGAAGCUGAUGUUGAGGAGUUAUCUAUGAAAUUAAGUCUGAUGUCUGCUACACCGAGUGAAAAGGGCGAUUCUUUGGAUUCAAAUUUGGGUCAAAUUCACGAAGGAAAUUAUUUAAAAAGUCGAUGUGUCUACUUGGAACAGCUUCUUAAUGUACGGAAGGACACCAAGAUCAUCUCCGACAAGAAGGGAAACGUGUACAUCGAGGAGGCUAAUCCUGGCGGAAAGACAUAAGGCGGAAGCAGCCGAGAAACAACCCUCUCAAUACAUGUCAUUAUUAAAUGCAGUUUUUUACUUUGACUGUAGGAUAUUUAUACAGGCACCUGAAGAAUUAUCACUUAACGGUGUUAAAAGAAAUGGUUUCUGGAAUCAAUUUUAAAUGUGAAAAAUACGACGGGGGGACAUUCAAGUAUUGCACAAUACGUUUAGUAAGAGGGGAUUCAGAUUUUUUCUGACAGUGGCGCAUACUGAUGUGGUCGAAAAGAGAAAAUCUUUGUACAUAGGCAUAAAUCAACCAACACAUUUACAAGCACCUUGAUAUCUCAACCGCGAUAUACUUGAAUUAUAAUCACCACUAUAAGGUCUCAGCUCGAAGACUGAUUAGACCUCACGUAAUCUAGGUCUACCUCCAUCCCCCUUUUACUCCUCUUCCUGCUUAUAAUAUAACUCUAACCAACCCUUCAUGCCUCAAAGUCUGUCCUAUCAUUAUAUCUCUCUUUUUACUUCUUAAUUUACUUCCAUACAUCUCCCUAUAACUUUUAACAAUCUGUUUCGUUGUUAUGAAUAUUAUUUUACAAAUGUUCCUUACGUAGAGGGCAAAAUUGUUAAAUAUGUUUGCUCUAAUGGGUUCACAAAAGUAACUUGUUUUUUUUAUGAAAGUAAAAAAAUUAUAGUUACUCAGGAAUGUAAUUUUUGUAGUCAGUGUUCGCACACGUUUAUCUCUUUUAGGAAUUUUCUUUCUUAUUCUUAAAAACGUCUAACGUCUAACGUAUUUUUUUGCACCAAAUUCAUAAUGUUGUUGUACCCACAACCCUAAAGGCUUUGUGUAUAUAUAUGUCUGUAAGUAUAGGUAGCCAACUUUGUUGGUUUUGUAAGUAUGUAUGUCGGAUGCUAUCCGGAAGUUUUUGUAUAUAUUUAUAAAUUGACACCUGGUAAUAUUGCAAGUACAAUUACUAUGUUAAUAUUGUUGUAAUUAUAAAUUAAAUUAUUACAGCUCA